AGAGAAAAAAAAGAAAAGAAAAGAAAAAACAGAGAGAGAGAGAGACAGUGAUGACUGAAUGAAAAAAAAAAAAUGAAUCUCGUAUAAGUAAGUCAUAGAUAUCUUUCUCAGAACUUCAGCUCUCUCUCUCUCUUUCUCUCUCUGGAACUUCUUCUCUCCUCAACGCUGGUUCCAGAGAAACCCAAAACAAAACUGCGUCCUCUUUAAAACGCACCAUCAAUACAAAGAAAGAAAGUUUUCAAAACGCAAAAGCCAAGAACCAAAACAAGAAGAACAAUGCCAUUUUUUUUCUAGCACCCUUUUGUUUCCUUCCACCAAGAACCGGUUUUGCCACCGACCCAUUUCUCCAAAUGCUUCCCCUCCGCCUAAGCGCCGUCGUUUCCUCACUCAUUCUCUGCUUCCUCUUCCCGCCACUGCUCUGCCUCGGAAUCCGCUCUUUUCCCACCACCGCAGACGACGGCGCGUUCUUCCACUAUUCAGAAGCGCCGGAGUACCGAAACGGAGCGGGUUGCCCCGUUUCGUCAACCCGUGUUUCCCUCCCUUCAUGCGACCCUUCUCUGGUCCACAUCGCCAUGACCCUCGACUCCGGCUACCUCCGCGGCUCCAUCGCCGCCGUGAACUCCGUCCUCCGCCACUCCUCGUGCCCGGAAAACGUCUUCUUCCACUUCAUCGCCGCCGAGUUCGACCCGGCUAGCCCGCGGGUCCUGACCCGACUCGUCGGCUCCAUUUUCCCCUCUCUGAACUUCAAAGUUUACAUCUUUAGAGAAGACACUGUAAUAAACCUAAUCUCUUCUUCAAUCCGACAAGCCCUAGAAAACCCCUUGAACUACGCGCGCAACUACCUCGGCGACAUGCUCGACGCGUGCGUGUCCCGCGUGAUCUACCUCGACUCCGACGUCGUCGUUGUCGACGACGUUGGCAAGCUCUGGCGCGCCCCAAUCACGCGCGAGCGCGUGAUCGCCGCGCCAGAGUACUGUCACGCGAACUUCACCAAGUACUUCACCGACGAGUUCUGGAACGACCCUCUACUCUCGCGCGUGUUCAGCACGCGCAAGCCGUGCUAUUUCAACACCGGGGUGAUGGUGAUGGAUUUGGCGAAGUGGAGGGAGGGGAACUACAGGAGGAAAAUUGAGAACUGGAUGGAGUUGCAGAGGAAGAAGAGGAUUUAUGAAUUGGGUUCUUUGCCACCCUUUUUGCUUGUGUUUGGUGGGAACGUUGAAGCGAUUGAUCAUAGGUGGAACCAGCAUGGGCUUGGUGGGGAUAAUCUUAAUGGGGUGUGUAGGUCUUUGCACCCUGGUCCUGUGAGUUUGCUUCAUUGGAGUGGGAAAGGGAAACCUUGGGUUAGGCUUGAUGAGAAGAAGCCUUGUCCCUUGGAUAGUCUUUGGGAGCCUUAUGAUUUGUAUAAACAGGUGAAGGAUAGAGUCAGAGAUCAGAAUUGGGGCUUCUCUUCUUCUAUUUUGGUUGGCUAUGCUCAUGACUUGUUAUAAUGAUGAUGGUGAUUCUUUGGUACAUUUGUUGUUGCAGAGAUUCUUUGUUAGCAGUGUACAGUACACAGAUUGGGUAGAAGAGUGAUUGAAUUGGGGUUCUUCAUUAUUCUUUCUGUAGAGUUUUUUUUUUUGUUAAGGUGUUUAAAUUCUUGUGAUUUACAGAAUAUGGAAUAUGGAUUCUUUUUUGUUUUUCUGCUGCUGGGGGGGUUCCAUCUCUUGGAACGAUUUUGGUGGGUUGGUUGAGUUCUUUUGUAUGGGACCAUUGGUUGUAAUGUGGCAACAAACAAAGUGCAGAAUAACAGAUAGUUGUUUCAAUUGUUUUAUUUGGAUUGGGUUUCUAUCA
This is a messenger RNA of Glycine soja, 1830 nucleotides long. Its product is annotated as probable galacturonosyltransferase-like 9. The transcript has a single exon. Bases 351 to 1487 code for a protein of 378 amino acids. Gene Ontology annotation, molecular function: glycosyltransferase activity. The record is from RefSeq and is a predicted model, not a curated record. Gene Ontology annotation, cellular component: Golgi apparatus. NCBI's taxonomy places the organism in Eukaryota, Viridiplantae, Streptophyta, Magnoliopsida, Fabales, Fabaceae.